Pelagomonas calceolata is the source of this 1248-nucleotide messenger RNA. NCBI's taxonomy places the organism in Eukaryota, Pelagophyceae, Pelagomonadales, Pelagomonadaceae. The record is from the annotation of a GenBank genome assembly.
CUCAUGCAGGCCCACGUCCGCUCGCACUGCCGCUCGGAGCGCGGCUAGUUUGCCGCGCCGGCGGCAAGCAGAGCAUCUCGGCGGGUCACUCUGACCGCCAGCUCUCUCGCCAGCUUCGGUCGUACGCCGUCCGCGGCCGCCGAGGCCACAUAGGUAGUAUCCUCCGAAAUCUGACUCGCCGUAUACGCGGCGACCGCGGGCCCGCGGGACGCCGCCAGCGCUGUCGGAGGCACACCGAGCGCUGCCGCAGCCGACGCAAACGCGGCGCGACAAAAUGCUCCUCCCCAAGGGCGUCGAGCCGGGCGACUGGCGCACGGCGUCGCCGGACACGACUUGGUUGGAUUCCCACUCGCCCUUGCCCUCACCGAGACCGCCCGCUAGAAGCUUCGCGGACGUCGACGACCUCGAGCAGCAGGAGGCACCAGUGAAAACCGACGAAGAGUGCGAAUGCUCGCGGAGUCGAGGACGGUGCCGGUGGCUCGCGGGCGGGCUGUGUGUUGGUGCUUCUAUACUCCUAGGUGUGUGCGCGGGGCCGGCGCGGGGCCAGUUUUUACCUGUUCAGACCGUUCCUGACGUCAUCCUCGCGGCUCAUACGCGCAAGAAGGAGGCCACGGUCGUACUCAUGAGGCACUGCGACAAGGACGAGAAGUACUCGGAGACGCACUGCACGCCGAAAGGUGUUCGAAGAAGUGCCUGGCUCCCCUCGUUAUUCGACGGGACUCGCUUCGACCCCCCUUCGUACUUGUAUGCGCGGAAGCCGGAAAAACCGCGGAACGUCAUGCGGUCCAUCGAGACGCUCGAGCCCAUGGCCCGGACCUUUGACCUGGAGAUCGACGUCCACUUCGGGGAGAGUGACAACGAGGAGCUCGCGAAGGACGUGAAAAAACAUCUAUCCGAGGAGGGUCCCAUCAUUAUAGCGUGGAAGCACGAGCGCCUGCCGUCCCUGGCCAGGGCCCUGGGCAUGGAGAAGCCCGGGACCUGGAAGGCCGACGACUUCGACUCCCUGUACGUGCUUUCGUACGAAAGUGGCAAGCUCGUCUCGUCUCGUAAAGACAAGGAGGGCUACGCCGAGUGAGAAAUUCGCAGAAGAACCACCAUGUUUUCUGAAAAAUGUGUCCAUAGUUUGUGUCUAUAAUUACUUUGAAUAUGAAUUAAACACGUACUAGGAGGGCGCCGUCGCCGUGACGCGACGAGAGUGUGUGCCGGGUCGCGGCGGCGGCAUAUGGGUGACGCCGUCGACGCGGUCGC